This is a messenger RNA of Wallemia mellicola CBS 633.66, 2313 nucleotides long. RefSeq lists its product as hypothetical. The transcript is spliced from 4 exons. The coding region runs from base 85 to 1944 and encodes 619 amino acids. Gene Ontology annotation, biological process: P-body assembly; deadenylation-dependent decapping of nuclear-transcribed mRNA. Gene Ontology annotation, cellular component: P-body. The record is from RefSeq and is a predicted model, not a curated record. Gene Ontology annotation, molecular function: RNA binding. Lineage: Eukaryota; Fungi; Basidiomycota; Wallemiomycetes; Wallemiales; Wallemiaceae.
GACACUAGCAAUUUACCAGACUUUUUCAAUACUCCUUCUAGGAAUCUAACCCAUAAGCCUUCUUCAAGCUUCAGGGAUCUCUGGAUGAAGGAUGAUGCACUACCAACAGUCAGUUUCACAGAUACGCUAAAAAUGCACACACCAGACAUUUUGGACUCUCCGCAGAUUGAUUUUAGUAGCGCAUUAGAGCCUAGCUUAGAGCAGUCUCUCGAUAGGACCCACAUCUCGCAACCAGCUGUCGUGCCACCACCAAUGCCAGUACAGCAGAUGCAGCAGGUACAGCAAAUGCAGCAGUUACAUCAUAUGCAACACAUCCAGCAACUUCAACAGCAGCAAAUGCAGCAGCCAGAUGUCGUAUUCCCUGCACUCCCAACUCAAAUGGAAUCAAUCCCUACUAACCACUCUGAAACUAUGGAGAAGAUCAUUAGAGACCAGGAAUUGCAAGAUUUGAAGAGACGCAGAAAAGCAAUCAAGAUUUCUGCAAUGAGUAACUUCAACCACCUUAUGACACCUUCAGAUAAAUCUUAUAUUCUCAGAAUGCAAUUAUCCUCAUUAGCAACCGCAGACCCAUACACUGACGACUUCUACGCCCAAAUAUAUUCAAUUCUCAUGCGUAAAAACCAAGGCGUUUUGAAUGUAGGAGGUAUGGCAUUGUCUGUUGCAGCAGGUUCAAACCAAUCCGGAAUGGGUGCUGGUGCAGCCAAAAAGCUUCGCGACCAGAUCGACAAAAUUGUCAGAAGCAAGAGAGAGAAACAGGAGGAUAACACCAAUAAACAAAGUCAAGAAGAUUACCUCGUUGGUGCAUUAGGUAAGACAUCCUCAAAGACCAACUCAAGAGCUCCAAGACAGGUCUUGCAAGUACCUUCGAAUGAAUCGACAAAAGCAUCCGCUAAGGAUGUCCUCUCGUCACUCGAGAAAGGUGGUUUCGCAAGCUCACUGUUGAACGGUCCACAACCUGCACUUACACGUCGUCAAAGUUUAAUUGCAUCUGAAAAACUCUACGAUUAUGUCCUUAACCUCGAGAAUUUACGUAGAAACCAACCCCAACCAAUUCAACCAACGGAAGAGAACCCAAAUCCAGAGCAACCAUACGAGGAAAUGUCACGAUGGGAGCAAGAGUACAACUUUAACGUUGAUGAAUUGUGGAAGGGUCUCAGAGUAAUGGAGCCACUUGAGUUGUCAAAUCCACACCCAUUUAUUUCAUUAAUCGCGAUUACAAAAACAUCAAAGUUACUCCCAAGAGCCAUCCGCCAUUUAGAUCAACAACAAGUGCUCACUAUUAAUACUCUCAUAAUUGCUUGCUUUAGUCAAUACCUUAGAUUUAAUCAGGACAGCAAUCUCGUUGAGGCUUUCUUAUCUGGUAUCGUUCCACAAUUUAUGUCUAUGAUUACUGGUGUUAGUUUGAGAUUAGUUGCUGGUAUGCUUGCAUUGUUUGUUGAGCGUAAUGAUGUUGUACAGGUUGCACAAUCAAAGCCAGGAUUAGCAUUCCUCACUAUCUUAUUGAGUAGAGCGGAGAUAUUGAAGCAAAUUCCAAUGGGAAUUGAAAAUGCACCAAAUCCAGAAGAAAUUUCUCAAUGGGAUCAAAUAUUCUCACUCUUCUUCAGCAAAUUGUUACCAUGUCUUCCAAGUUUAUUCCCAUCACAACGUCAUAAGACAGCUCGGGCAUUUGGAAUGGGUGCAGCUAUGCCAAGUGGAUCACUCGAAGAAAGUAUCUUAUUAGACAGUGAAGAUGAGAGUGUAUGGCGUUUCCUUGCAGCGAUUGCACUUAAUAGUGACAACAUUCAACAAUCAACCCUCGUACAAGAAGUCAGAGAUGUUGUUCAAGAGAACGUCAUAGCUGCUCAACAAGCUUGGGUACCACCACAAAGUGCUACAAAGAAAAUCGGUAAUGUUAAUGUAUUCCUCCACGCCCUUGGUUUGGACGUCAGCCAACUUGGUGUGUAGGAAUCUCGUUAUUUAAUGUUUAAAAUUACAAUCUUAAAUGAAAUAAUAAUAAUUUAUACACUCAACGGUUGUUGUUAACAUUCUGGAACUGAUACUGGAAUUUUAACUGAUGUGGCUAAUCCAGCGAGUGAAGUCUCUUUGAGUUGGGUGCUCAUUAAUGCUGCGGUAUCACGCAUUGCUUUAAGUGACAUAUCGAAAGAUACUACGUGUUCUCCGCGAGUGUUCAGACUAAGUUGAGCUGCACAAAGAGCUUUGAUUGCACCGAGGAAGUUUCUCUCGACACAAGAUACUACUCGAUCAUGUUUACAAAACCCACAUGUAACACCGAGGAAAUGCUCAAUUCCACACUCAGCAGCUUGAAGGAUCUCC